AUGGGUUUGCAAAUCACUUUCUCUUAUCGAUCAAAUUGCACAGUCUCCAGUGUCCAAAUAGGCAGACAUCCGAACGGCACUUUCCGAGAUAUGGAACCCGUAAUGAUCGCAGUCCAAAUCCAAAUCAGGAAAUACGCACUCAUCUCCUCCUCUCUUGAUGCGCUAGGCAUGGGAACUUACCAAUGGGGAAUCUUCUUCCUCUGUGGGUACGGCUACUUUCUAGACCUAGCAUGGGCACAAGCAUUCUCCCUUAUACUGGGGCCCAUGACCCAAGAGUUCGGGGUAUCCACGGCGAAUUCAGGCCAGAUAUUCACCGCUUUCUCUGCUGGACUCACUGCGGGAGCAUUCGUAUGGGGUGUCCUCGUGGAUGUCAUAGGCCGCAAAUGGGCGUUCAACCUUACAACACUCAUCUGCUCCGUAUUCGGCUUGGUGAUUGGCACCGCGGAUUCUUGGGCUGCUGUAUGCGUCCUCGCCGCCUGCUGCGGCUUCGGACUAGGGGGAAACAUACCCAUAGAUGCUACGAUCCUGCUUGAGUUCGUUCCUAAAAACCGCCGCGCACUGGUAAUGCUCCUGUCGAUCUUUCAGCCACUAGGUGUAGUCGCCUGUUCCCUCCUCGCAUGGGCACUCGUCCCGCCCCACUCUUGCGCGCCCUCACUCCCCUCCUGCUCCGCCUCCUCCCUGGCCGCCGAACUGGAAUGCUGCACCCGAAGCUCCAAUUCUGGAUGGCGAAACCUCCUGUUUACCCUUGGAGCUCUCACGCUCGCAUGCUUCCUGCUCCGAUUCGGCGUGUUCAGAUUCCGUGAAAGCCCUAGGUUUCUGCUCUCUCACGGAAAAGACAAAGAGGCAGUAGCAGUCGUACACGCUAUAUUUGCGUACAACGGCGUCCCCUGCUCUCUGCGACUCGAAGAACUGGAAGAAGCGGACAAUCGAGGUGGAGAACAGUUAGAGCCUCAGAUGAGGGGGAACCGGGUGUUGAGGACCAAUUUGAAGAGCUUGUUUGGGACGCGAGAGAGGGCACGGGUUAUGCUGCUUGUUUGUGUUGUAUACAUGUUUGACUACUGGGGAUUCAGCAUCGCAGGUGCUUUUUUGCCUAGUAUCUUGAGGCAAAAAGGUGCUAUGAGGGAUGUAGGAGUGUAUGAGACUUAUCGGAACUACAUCCUCAUCUCCCUCUCCGGCCUCCCUGGCGUCCUCCUCGGCGCAAUCUUAGUCGACCUCCCCCUCGGCAGGAAAUGGAGCAUGGUCUUCACUUCCUCCUUGAUGGCCACGUCCUUAUUCCUCUUCGUCGCUAUCGAUAGCCAGCUUGCGAACGUGCUAUUUAAUGCCUUGGAGUAUUUCUUCCAGAGUGCUUUCAAUGCUGUGCUAUAUGGGUACGCCCCUGAGCUCUUCCCAACCUCGACCCGGGGCACAGCAGUCGGGCUAGCCUCUUCCCUCGGAAGGCUGACAAGCAUCCUCUCCCCCCUCCUGGCUUCUCACCUGCUGGCAAACACGGGUUCGGACGCGGUGCUGUAUCUUGCUGGAGGGGGGACAAUGAUUUGUGCUCUUGCGGCAGUGGGGCUGAGGGAGACGAGGGGUGGGGUGAUGUUUUGA
Molecule: messenger RNA, 1587 nt
Organism: Dacryopinax primogenitus
Lineage: Eukaryota; Fungi; Basidiomycota; Dacrymycetes; Dacrymycetales; Dacrymycetaceae
Product: MFS general substrate transporter
Exons: 8
Coding region: 1-1587 (528 amino acids)
Biological process (GO): transmembrane transport
Cellular component (GO): membrane
Molecular function (GO): transmembrane transporter activity
Source: RefSeq, a predicted model, not a curated record